This is a messenger RNA of Trypanosoma cruzi, 870 nucleotides long. RefSeq lists its product as uncharacterized. Bases 1 to 870 code for a protein of 289 amino acids. NCBI's taxonomy places the organism in Eukaryota, Euglenozoa, Kinetoplastea, Trypanosomatida, Trypanosomatidae. The transcript has a single exon. The record is from RefSeq and is a predicted model, not a curated record.
AUGUGGCGUCAUCUUCUUAGGCGGCUGGGGGUGGCAGUGCACCCUGCGCUGCAGCGCGAAGUCAGUCGCGCGAAAGAUGUUUACGGAAUUUUUUGUGAUGCAAACUCUGUUGGCUUGGAUGAGGGCGAAUUAUUGUGCUUCGUUCCCUUUUUUCACUGCAUUGCGGCAAACAUCGCGGCUGCGUCGCCGUGGGGCCCGACGCUUAUGGACGGCGUAUCAUCAUACACGGUGGCAGUCGACGGUGUUCAGGUGGAGUACCCCAAGUUAAGUGCUGUCACCACCGUGUUUUGUGCACUUGUUUUGCUGCUUGAGGAAUGCUCUCUCAAUAGCUAUCUGCACUGGAUUUCCAUCGAACAGGAAAUUGACGCUGAUACCCAGCGCAGAUUGGGUAGGUCGGCGCACGCAAAGAUAGAAAUCAUCAAAAUUCUUAACAAUUCAAUUAUAGGCGUUCUUUGCGAAGACAUGUCAAAAUUGGGUUGGAAUAUACCAGUUGAAGUCAUGAGCCUCGCACAUGGCAUAUGCAGCAGCCGCUGUGUGGAUGUACCUCGCUCGAACGAGGUGUUUGGCGGUCCAGCGUUUGUACCAUUUGUGGAUCUCAUCAAUCACGAUGACGAUGAACCGAAUGUGGCAGUGUACGUGGACACAAUGCAUUCUCUCAGGACCUUGUUGCGACGGUCCAAGACAUUUCCCCAGGUCUUUGAAGAUGAUAUCAGCGUGGAUCAUUGCCCCUUUUAUGUUCUUGUGAGGGCCGCAAAAAACAUUGCCGCGAGCGAGGAGUUACACUAUCGGUAUCUUGACCCUCAAGAUGCGCUGGCGGGUGACCCAUUAUUUUGGGCUUCCCGGUUCCAUUUCUGUCCAGAGCGACAUUAA